Rhipicephalus sanguineus (brown dog tick) is the source of this 1995-nucleotide messenger RNA. Its product is annotated as neprilysin-2-like. Bases 1 to 1995 code for a protein of 664 amino acids. Gene Ontology annotation, biological process: protein processing. The record is from RefSeq and is a predicted model, not a curated record. The transcript has 5 exons. NCBI's taxonomy places the organism in Eukaryota, Metazoa, Arthropoda, Arachnida, Ixodida, Ixodidae. Gene Ontology annotation, cellular component: plasma membrane. Gene Ontology annotation, molecular function: metalloendopeptidase activity.
AUGUUUCCGGUGCGUCUUUUGGCCACCGUGGUAGCCAACAACGCCUCCGAUUUCGGUGCGCUCGAGGAGCGACCUACCCUCGAUGAGUCUGAGCUAUCACACCUGCUGUCAAAGAAGAGAAACUACGUGCACACUGUCGCCCUGAUCGGCUGCUCUCUCGCCUCUGUCGUUGCCUGCGUCAUCAUCCUACUCCUCAUCCCUGUCCAUGGCAACAGCCCCGAGGUGCACGUGUGGUCAGAGAACGUGUGCACUACGCGUGCCUGCGACCGACAGGCGCGCUUCCUCCACGAGACCAUGCAGCCAUCGGCGGACACCUGCCGCGAGUUCAGCAUCCUCAUGUGCGGCCGUUGGACACACGAUCACGCCGUCGCCACCGAUGUGGACGCCCUGCUGAGGGAAAGCGCACUCCAACAAGACGCCAGGUUCCUGCGAAAUCACACGGGCAGGUUCGACGCAACUCGGGAAGCACGCCGCAUGUUGCACUCUUGUCUAGAGCAGCAGUCCGAUCAAAAAGCGCACCGGGCUGCUCUUCGCACUUUCCGCGAUUUUCUCCGCGAUCGUGGCCUGCCCUGGCCCAACAAACCGACCGGAGAGCGGCACCCUUUCGACGUGCUUCUCGACCUGAGUAUCAACUGGCGCAUCGACCUGUGGUUUGGCACGAGCGUCAAAACCGUGGCCGAGGUGAUGUUUUACGCCGAAGCUGUCGGCGGCGGCCUCCAGUACACGAAACUGAGAGCAAAACGUGUAUCCAGUACUCAUACGCACGUCCUGCUAUCAUUCAGGAACAUUUCGUGCCUCAACCCGAGGCUGAAGCGGCUGCGCAUCACGCUAUUAGCGAAAGUGGAAGAAUGGGCGCCGGCGGUCACGUCUUCGCAGUGGCUCGCUUUCCUUCGAAAGCAUUUGGGCGAGACUUUGAACGUUCAUGCGUACACAGAAAUUCUGAUCGACAGCCUUGAACACUUUACAGUGAUUGGAGGCCUGUUGAACAAGUUCGGAGCAAAUGAGCUGCUCAAUGUGAUCGGGUGGUGGAUGGUGCGUCUCUUCGCCGAUCUCGGUGCGCUAGCGGUGGACAACGACGACCACGCGCAGGCCUUUUCACCCGUUGCUUGCCAGAGACGAGUGGAUGCUUGCUACGGUCCAGCAGUGACGGCUGAGAUGGUACAACAGUACUGGACGCCAGAACACGCAAAGGCCGUGAAUGACAUCUUCACCGCCGUCCAACACGAGGCUUUCAUUUUGGUUCAACGGCUGUCGUGGAUGGGCGCAGUAAGCAAGAAGCAGGUCAUUCGCAAGCUGCAUGCACUAAAGCUGAACUUCUGGCCCCAUUCGUCGGACGAGCUGUUGAUGGAAGGGGCGUACAGUGGAUUCCCUGAGCGUGAACCGCUCUACAUCGAGCACUGGCUGAAGGCGAAAGAAGCCAUGCGUUCUCUUCUGGGCACCGAGGCCGGUGAGCUCCUCGACCGGAUACCGACCGCCGCCUGGGACGCCCUGAUCGAGUACGACUACUGGGGCAACGCGGUUGCCGUGUCGAUGGCCACGCUGCAGGAGCCCGUCUUCUCGCGCAGCUUCCCGCAGACCAUCAACUAUGCCGGCCUCGGCACGAUGUUCGCGAGUGCGCUUGUCCAGGCCUUUGACGCAAGGGGAAUUAUGCUGGAGCAUGCGGAGGACCAGCGGCCCCUGCUAGACAAUAGCACGCGGGAAGUGCUGUUGAAACGGCUGGCUUGCAGCGACCCGGCGUCCGAGCUUGCAGCCGCGUCCUUCUUCAAGGCCGCGUGGCGAUCACCAUCUGCGCCGCGGGGCCUUACUGUGAACGGAGUCGCACGGCCCGCCGACCAGGUCUUCUUUAUGGCCCAGUGCCGCCUGUUGUGCGGAAGCGCUGACGCACAGCGCUUCUGCAGUGGAGGACUUCCGCAGAUCGACGCUUUCGCCAGGGCGUACGGCUGUCCCCAGCAGCAAGCGAAAAAUGAAGAAACAUCCUGCCUAUUCUUCGCAUGA